AUGAUCCCGUCAACAGCAACCUGGCUCGCGGCUUUCUUGUCCCUCGGCGGGCUCGAGCUGGUAACAGCCGAGGCCUCUGCCAAUGGACAGGCCGUCAAGCCGCGAUUCAUCCCCAAGCACCUCAAGCGCCAGAUUAACUACAAGCCUUCGUCCGAUCUCUUCUCUCGAACCGCGUCGGGCCCGCUCGAAUCGUUUCUGCAAUCCUUGGGCCGUGAGGGAGAAACCACCACUCACAAUGAACCGUCGCCUCCCGUCGUCGUCAUCCCCGUUACGCUUUCCAUCGAUCCCAACGGCGUGACGCACACCUUGACGGGGAGCGUUCCGAGCACCUCUGGAGCUCAGACGGUGACCAGUCAGACCGUCACUUCGGACAAAAAACCUCCUGCGGCCUCCGCGACGACCACCGCGACAACCACCGCCGAGUCGAAGGAGCCCGCCGAGAACACCGCCCCCCAGCCGACUGCGACAUCCAACUCGGAAUCGGAAUCUUCCUCCGCCAAGUCAACCGCGACCAGCUCUGAGGGCCUGGGCGAUGAGCUUGGCAACAUCUGGUCCAGCCUCUUUGGCGCCUCUUCGAGCUCCACCUCCACCGUCCCCGGUGUUACCAGCCCUACCGAUUCCACCACCAGUACCGAUAACAAGCCUGGCUCGCAGGCGGCUGCUUCUGCCGAUGCGACUUCCACCAGUGGUGCGGCUUCCCAGAAGGGCCAAGCCACGGCCUCGUCCACUGACAAGACUACCGAAAAGGCCUCUUCAACCAACGGGGCCUCCUCGACCGACAAGGCCACUGACAAGGCCUCCUCCACUGAGUCUACCGCGUCCCCGACCGCCUCGUCUUCUGGUUUACUCGGCGGUGUCGACGGUGCGGUUUCGUCUCUCUUGGGUGGCCUGACCGGCCAGGGUAACACUACCGAGACGGCCUCGAGUACGAGCACCAGCGCCUCCUCCACUGAGUCUUCCGCGUCCCCGACCGCCUCGUCUUCUGGUUUACUCGGCGGUGUCGACGGUGCGGUCUCAUCUCUUGUGGGUGGCCUGACCGGCCAGGGUAACACUACCGAGACGGCCUCGAGUACGAGUACCAGCGCCCCCUCCAACGCUCCCUCCGGUGCCAACGCCACUGUAUCCAGCGCUGGCCCGAAUAACAGCACUGGAACCGUGGAGCCCACCAGCAUUUCUGUCAGCGUCCCCGAGACGACUCCAUCUUCUUCUUCUGGCCUGGAUCUGGGAGACACCUGGAGCAGCCUCUGGGGUUUGACAGGCACGCCGACUAGUCUCCCUGCGCCUACGACCGGUCUUCCCCUGCCUACGGGAUCGGUUCCCCUGAUUCCAGGCUCUGGCUCAAAGGGACCGACCACUAGUCCUGCGCUCUCUACGAUCAGUCCCAGUGUUCCCACGGCGACGAGUGGAGGUGUGAUCCCGACCACGUCACCCGCGGGCUCGACCGGUGGCCCGAUCGGCUCCACCGCCCUGCCUUCGGGGUCUGGAGCUCCCACCAGCAAGCCCACGGCCACGCCGAUUUCCACCAGCAAGCCCGCUUCCAGCAGCAGCACCGAAGCGCCUACCACCACCCAGCAGCCCGAGACGACCAAGGCACCGGAGACUUCGACCACUAGCACCAGCACCAGCACUAGCGAGUCAAAUGACUGGAUCCCGUCGACCAUUCUCGUGCAGCCUCCCAGCCCGGCGACGACAGAAACGGCUACCCAUGCCACCGCCACGGCGACCAGCGCGCCCACGCAGCUACCUGGAUCUAUCUCCCCUGGUGGCGGCCUUCCCAAUAUCCCUGCCGACUCCACCCUGAUCCAGAUCGGUUUCAACGACAAGCUUCGGUACAGCUUCGUGGCCACGACCACCUUGUCGUCGUCGCAGAUCUUCCUCUACGUCCCUCAAGGUCUGGAGUAUGCGCUCUCGGUGCUCAGCAAGCAGGUGUCCAUGUUCGCCAUCCAGCCGUAUGACAACUCGGCCACGACCGGCUACAUUGCGACCGUGGCUCUGGCAUACAUCCCCACCGACCAGGUGGAUACCCUGCGUCAGAUGCUUCAUAACCCGAUCUCGCGCCUGUAUGAGCAGCCCAAUGAGUCUGUGAAGACGCUCUUCUCGAUGAUCGAUCCGUCGAUUCCUCUUCUUGUGGGCGAGUCUGGCUCGUCGUCGGGCGGCUCUUCUUCCAGCGGUGGAUCGAGUUCCAACUCCAACGGCAAGGAUACGAGCGAUGACAACUCGGACAACUCGGACGCCGGAGCCAGCAACAGCUCGCCCGCCCGCGCCAGCUCGGUGGGCAUUGGUGUUGGUGUCGUGGCCGGUGCUGCGGCGUACGGUGCCGGUAUGUUCUGGGUUGCGCGUCGUUACCGCAAGAAGCGCCAGGGACACCAGCGCUCCAGCUCCACCGUGGAGCAGAUGAGCGAAGGCCCCGGGGCCGGAUCUGUGUUCGCCACUGGUGGACGGCUCUCUCGCAACAGCCAGAACAGCCGCGGCAGCGCCCGCACGCAGAUGAUCAGCGCGCCGGUCAUGGCGGAGAACUCGCUCGGAUGGAACUGA
Messenger RNA from Aspergillus terreus NIH2624, 2535 nucleotides. RefSeq names its product putative mucin family signaling protein Msb2. Gene Ontology annotation, cellular component: extracellular region; site of polarized growth; cell surface. Bases 1 to 2535 code for a protein of 844 amino acids. Gene Ontology annotation, biological process: osmosensory signaling pathway via Sho1 osmosensor; establishment of cell polarity; signal transduction involved in filamentous growth. NCBI's taxonomy places the organism in Eukaryota, Fungi, Ascomycota, Eurotiomycetes, Eurotiales, Aspergillaceae. Gene Ontology annotation, molecular function: osmosensor activity. The transcript has a single exon. The record is from RefSeq and is a predicted model, not a curated record.